GCUCCUCAGCUGAUUUCAUUCGUUCUUCAGUGGCUGUCGAGAAAACACUACUUUAGUUUUAAUUAAUUUUUUAUAAUUUACAUAAACAGGUUGACAAUGCUCUGUCGUUUGGUGUCCACAAAUAAACUUACCGCUCGAUAUUCGACGCCUUUAAAGCUUUUCGCGGGCUACUCCACGUCGGGAAAGCAGCGGAAUGGGAAGAUCUACGAGAGCGCCAAUGACGCCGUGGCAGAUGUCCAGGAUGGAGCCAAGAUCCUCUUCGGUGGGUUUGGAAUCUGCGGUAUUCCGGAGAAGAUGAUUGCUGCCUUGAAGGAGAAGGGUGUCAAAAACAUCACCGCGGUUUCCAACAACGGAGGAGUGGACGACUUUGGACUGGGUGUGCUAAUCAAACAGAAGCAGCUCUCCAAAGUAAUCGGUUCCUACGUGGGCGAAAACAAAGAGCUAGUGCGUCAGUACUUGGCCGGCGAACUGUCGGUGGAGCUCACUCCCCAGGGAACCCUGGCGGAGAAGAUCCGCGCAGGAGGCGCCGGUAUUCCCGCCUUCUAUACUCCCACAGGCUACGCCACUUUGGUCCAGGAGGGCGGUGCACCCAUUAAAUACUCGAAGGAUGGCAAGGUGGAGAUUACCAGCGAGAAGAAGCCCGUCAAGGAGUUCAACAGAAGAAACUACGUGAUGGAAGAGUCCAUCUUUGCGGACUUUGCAUUCGUGAAGGCGCAGAAGGCCGAUCCCCUGGGCAACCUGGUCUUUAACAAGGCGGCCAGGAACUUCAAUGCCCCUAUGUGCCGGGCGGCAAAGAUAACUGUCGCCGAGGUAGAGGAGCUGGUGCCCAUCGGCGCCCUCUCGCCGGAUGAGAUUCAUGUGCCGGGCAUCUACGUGAAGCGCAUCUUCAAGGGCACCAAUUACAACAAGCGCAUCGAACGUUUGAGGAUCACGGAACCCAUUGAUCCCAACAAGCCCGCCCCGCCUCCCAAUCCCGCCCAGGCUCUGCGCGAAAGAAUCGCCCGGAGAGUGGCCCUGGAGUUCCGCGAUGGCAUGAAUGCCAACCUGGGUAUUGGCAUUCCCGUCCUCUCCUCGAACUACAUCCCCAAGGGAAUGAAUGUGAUGCUGCAGUCGGAGAACGGAAUCCUCGGCAUGGGACCAUUCCCAACCAAGGACAAGGUGGAUCCGGACUUGGUCAAUGCCGGCAAGGAAACCGUGACCGUAGUGCCAGGUGCAUCCUACUUCGGUUCUGAUGAUAGCUUUGCCAUGAUUCGCGGCGGCCAUGUGGACCUCACGAUUCUUGGCGCCAUGGAAGUUUCUGCCACUGGCGACCUGGCCAACUGGAUGAUUCCUGGAAAACUGGUCAAGGGCAUGGGAGGCGCCAUGGAUCUGGUGGCUGCUCCUGGCACCAAGGUGAUCAUUACCAUGGAACAUAACGCUCGCGAUGGAUCGCCGAAGAUCCUGGACACUUGCUCCCUGCCGCUCACAGGAAAGGAGGUGAUCGAUCUGAUCGUUUCCGAGAAGGCCGUUUUCGAGGUCGAGAAGGGCGUGGGUCUCACUCUCAUCGAGGUGGCCGAGGGCCUCACCGUGGACGAUGUCAUAGCCAGCACCGGUGCCAAGUUCACCGUGUCGCCCAACGUGAAGCCCAUGGGCCAGAUUCCCGUUUAGGGGAAACUGCUAGCCUCCACUUCAGUGAUAAACCAGUGCAUUUAUUUUUGUUGACCGUGUGACAAAGUAUCGUUUCUGUUUAAAAAAUUAAAUUAGUAAAUCGUGUCUAA
This is a messenger RNA of Drosophila ananassae, 1757 nucleotides long. It is a transcript of the gene SCOT, whose product is annotated as succinyl-CoA:3-ketoacid-coenzyme A transferase, mitochondrial. Gene Ontology annotation, cellular component: mitochondrion. The record is from RefSeq and is a predicted model, not a curated record. Bases 97 to 1647 code for a protein of 516 amino acids. Gene Ontology annotation, biological process: ketone body catabolic process. Gene Ontology annotation, molecular function: succinyl-CoA:3-oxo-acid CoA-transferase activity. NCBI's taxonomy places the organism in Eukaryota, Metazoa, Arthropoda, Insecta, Diptera, Drosophilidae. The transcript has 4 exons.